AUGAAGUCCUACGCCGGUCUUCUGUUGAGCUUCGGCGCUCUUGCAGCGGCCGCCCCUGCACCUCAAGUCACCCUUACACCAUUGAGCGUUCCAGCUCCCCCACUACGCAGCAGCGAGGUGACGGGUCCGACUUCCCACGGCCCAUACAGCGGUCCAGCACCGACAGUCACUGGUGCUUUGUCGGCACCUGCAGCUGCUCUGUCAGCGGCACCUGGAGGUCUUCCACCUGUCACCUAUACCAACAACAACGGGUUGCUGCAGGCUGGAUACGAACCAGUUCCAUAUCAGCCGGCUGGCGGUCAGGGCACGAACGGGACCAUUCCGUACUAUCACCCGCUGUCGGACUUCGACUACGAGUCUUUGACGCUCGCACUGUACCAGGAAUGGAUUGAGCUCGAUCUCUUCCACAAUGGUCUUGCUCGAUUCUCCGUCGCAGAUUUCGAGGCUGCCGGACUGACUGCUGAGGAUCGUUUCUUGAUCCAGUUCAUGGCGGAUCAGGAGACCGGGCAUGCAACUCUGCUCAGUAACAUCCUGGGACCUGCGGCACCUCCCCAGUGCACGUACAACUACCCCUUCACGAAUGUCCGGGAAUUCAUCGACUUCAACCAGAAGUUGACUCGCUUUGGCGAGAGCGGUGUCUACGGUUUCCUCGGCCACUUGGACUCCCGCGAAUCCGCAACCCUGCUUUUGGAAUCCAUCGUCACAGAGGCUCGCCAGCAGAUGAUUUUCCGCCAGUUCAAUGGACUGUUCCCCAUGUCGCUGUGGUUCGUCCCGGGCAUCCCGCAGUCAUGGGCAUGGACGCUUCUCGCGCCCUACAUCUCAAGCUGCCCUGCCAACACCACCCGCUUGGCGUGGCAGAACUUCCCACCCCUCACCAUCGUCAAUCAGCCCAACCCCGCGAAGAUCAAUCCCAACAUUGGUCCUGUGGAUAACACUACUGGUUCAGAUCCGCUCAGCACCAGCGGCAUCCAGAACAGCAACCUGUGCGCGAGCAGCAACAACGAGGCUGAAGACUGCGGUCCCGCCAUCAGCCAGAACAAGUCUAUCCCGCUUUCAUACCCUGGCAGACCCAUCCAGCUCUCGUGGGGUAAUGUCAAUCAGACUGUCGGGCCCAACAACAGCUACGUGACGUCGCGCAGUCCUCUUGCCGACGCUCCUCGCUACGCGCUGUUUGUCUCGCAGCUUAACGCGACGUACGUGCCUCUUGUCAAUAUUAGCGGCAAUACUGGAUUUGUCGUCCAGCCGAAUGCCUCGGUGUUCAUGAACGACCCGGCUGUCAACGACACCAGCUUCAUCGCUGUGACCAGCCAGGAUCCAUACGUCACUCCGUUCAAUUUGUCUCUGGUGAACCCGUAA
This is a messenger RNA of Cladophialophora carrionii CBS 160.54, 1356 nucleotides long. RefSeq lists its product as uncharacterized. The transcript is spliced from 2 exons. The record is from RefSeq and is a predicted model, not a curated record. Bases 1 to 1356 code for a protein of 451 amino acids. NCBI's taxonomy places the organism in Eukaryota, Fungi, Ascomycota, Eurotiomycetes, Chaetothyriales, Herpotrichiellaceae.